Aphanomyces astaci is the source of this 2321-nucleotide messenger RNA. RefSeq lists its product as hypothetical. The coding region runs from base 42 to 1625 and encodes 527 amino acids. Gene Ontology annotation, molecular function: guanyl-nucleotide exchange factor activity; phosphatidylinositol phosphate binding. Gene Ontology annotation, biological process: endocytic recycling; endocytosis. The transcript is spliced from 9 exons. Gene Ontology annotation, cellular component: cytosol; intracellular membrane-bounded organelle. The record is from RefSeq and is a predicted model, not a curated record. NCBI's taxonomy places the organism in Eukaryota, Oomycota, Saprolegniomycetes, Saprolegniales, Verrucalvaceae.
UUUUUGGACGACGACUUGCACGAGGGAACGCCACGGCUUCGAUGAGUCUCUUUGAGGAUGUGUUGAUCGUCGAGUUCGAGAAGAAGACACAGACGCCGCAGAUUGCAUGGCGAUAUCUCACCGACGCUGCAUGUGCCCACGUGAACAACAACUCAACCAUCCCCAUUGGCCUUGCAGCAAUUUGCGCGCCGGCGGCGGGCAAAUGCCAAAAGCGGGGUAUGGAGUUCACGUUUACGAUAUCGGACGGACGGGCGCGGCAGCAAUACGGCUUUGUGAAGCAGCUCUUCGUGGCGUCGACGGACGAAGAACUAUCCACGCAUGUCGUGUGCAUUCUUGGCCCAAAGCCCAUGUACGUGUGGUUUACGUGGAUCCUGCGCCUCGUCCACGCGCGCCUCCUGCACGAUCCGUCCCGCGGGUCGGCAGUCGAAUUGCUGAAUGCAAUCCGAAAAGCCGGCACUACCGAUCACAGCGACUUUACAUUUCGCCUUGCGUUGGAUCAUGGCGCAAGUCCAGCCUUGUACACGUUUCCAUUGCACCCGCCUGGGGCGUUUGGCAUGCGCACGAUGGAGCCUCACAUUCUCAACAACCGAUCGUUCACGAACAAGCUGCAGUCGCCUACGGUGCUCUUGGUCCUUCUGAGCGCUCUCUUGCACGAGCAAAAGGUGUUGCUUGUCCACGACGAGCGCGACGUUCUUCGAGGCACAUGCCAGCUCUUGCUGCGCCUUCUCGCUCCGUUUACAUGGAAACAUCUCCUCAUCCCAGUCCUGCCCGAGGAGCUACUGCAUUACGCCCACGCGCCGAUUCCGUACUUGAUGGGCGUCACCACGGAUGCAUACAGCAAAGCCUCGAGUAUUAUCACCAACGCCAUCGUGUUCAACCUCCACGAAGAACGCAUCGAGCUGCGCAACUUGACCGACGGGUUUCCCACGCUGUGCUGUGACGCAUGUCCAGUCAUUCCCCCCGCGUCCACUGCGACCGUGCCCUUUGCCAAACUGUCCACUCGGCAUACUUCACCCAACUCCAACCAUUCUGCGGUCGACACGUUCCGCCAUGAUCUACAGCAUUGUUUCAUGAACACCCCAGAUGGCAUCGAAGCAUGCGUGAAUGCGUUCUUCUUUCACGUGUUUGGCCAGGUUGACGUGGCCAAUAAAUCUGGGAUCAUCCAGGAUGUGAUGGACCAGUUUUUACGCACCGCAAACGCCAUCCAUCCGCCGUCGUUGGUGCGCUUCCUCACGGCUCUGAGCUCACGGGAGGUGCUUCUUUUGUACUUUGCGCACGUCGUGGCGUCGCCCAAGGGUGCUCAUUUCCACGGCCCUGCCGCAGUGUGCGGGCGAAGCGCCGACCCGUCGUCAUACGUGUCUCUCAAACGCUUGCUGCAAAAACGGUACGAACGUCUCCGUGGAUUGGCUACACGUGGCAUCGUGUGUCGUAGUGCCACGUAUGUCCAAGAGUACCCGAGUAUCGUACAGAUCUUGAACGGGUUUUGCGGCCAUGGAUCGACAAACGGCAAUGUGGACCGAGGAUGGACAACCAAGGAGCUGCGACCGCUCGCCGAUGCCAGCUACCACAUGUACGCAACCAACCGAUUGCAGAUACGUCGGAACCACGGCGACAUUCCGACGUGAGUAGGGACCAAUGUGCGUUGAUGGUGGACAUUCUAUGGGAGCGGCUGGGCGAUUCCAACUUUUCUACGUUGUCGGCGGUUCGUACGAAUUCGCCCAGACUGCCACGUCAUGAUGAUGUGCCUGCAGGUGCUGCAUAUGCUCGUGUUCUUGGCCAUCCAUGGCUGUGAAAUCGCCAUGGAGUACAUGCGAUUCAAGGAAUGCCAGCGCGACCACUGCCAGUUUCUGCAACGCCACCCCGCCAAAAGCAUCGUGGACAACGCCGCGAUGUUGCUCGAUUUCAUGGCGUCACCGCACCGAUGGUUCGCCAUGCGUGCGUCGAGAAGCCAGGAGCUGUGGCUGUCGACUGUGGUGUUCCCACGCUUGGACAUUCGACCGAUGGCGAAAGGGGUGCCGUCCUUCGCCGCGCUACACCACACCAUAGGACGCUUCCAUCAACCCGUGCACUCUGUGAAUUUGCUCGACUUGGACUAUGGAGUCCCACCAUCCUCUUCGUCCUCGGGCGUCAAGAUGGCGGCAGUCAACGACGAUCCGUUUGACACGAAUGCGGCCUUUCCCACACAUUGGGGCUAGCCCCGUGGCCCGUGACACGGCCACAAGAUCGCUGGAUCCCUCGGAUUAGUGGAUUGACGUUUGUAGUCAUUUUCAUACUAUGAUUAGUGUAUGUAACACUAAAUCCGAUUGUCGUAUAAUACUGUG